AACUCCACCAUCUCACAAAUUAAGAACACUGAUUCCUAAUUCGAACCUCAUCGAGAAUUCGGGUUUUGUUUGAGGAUGAAGAUGAUGGGAUCGACCAACUCUGCCAUCACGAGAGGAUUCCUCCUCCUCGUAAUUGCCGCCACCACCCUGGCGGUAGGCCAGGCCGAGACUGUCGUGGUCGGCGGAUCAGAAAACUGGCGCCCUGGCUACAACUACACCGACUGGGCUCUGAAGAACAGCCCUUUCUAUAUCAAUGACAAGCUCGUGUUCAAGUAUGAAGCGCCACAAAACGUGUACCUGCUGCCGAACCUGUGGAGCUACAUCAAGUGCGACUUCAAGAAUGCGAAACUGCUCGCCUCUGAGACGAAUGGUGCAGGGAAUGGAUUCGAGGUCGUGCUGAACCAGUGGAGGCUCUACUACUUCGCCUCAUCAAGCGGGAAUGACUGCUCCUCCGGGAUGAUGAAGUUCUUCACGAUGCCUCUGCCUCACUGGAAUUACUGAUCAUGAUCAUUAAUUGCUAUGCAUCGAUGAUCAUAAGGCGUCUUGUUUCUGGUGAAUAUUCUCCUCGUGCUACUUUAUGGUUCAGCUAAAAAAAGGUGUAUCUGCAGGAUUAUAACGAAUAAAGGGUUUGAUUUAAUUUUGUAUGAUCAUCUGUAUUUGUUCUGUGUAACAAUUGUGUUUGAAUCUGUUGUUUCGCGCCAUGUAUACGUACGUGCACAAUUCAGAGAAUAAACUGAGUCUUGUUCUGUGUCUU
Messenger RNA from Punica granatum (pomegranate), 754 nucleotides. The record is from RefSeq and is a predicted model, not a curated record. NCBI's taxonomy places the organism in Eukaryota, Viridiplantae, Streptophyta, Magnoliopsida, Myrtales, Lythraceae.